This is a messenger RNA of Photinus pyralis (common eastern firefly), 3131 nucleotides long. RefSeq names its product ubiquitin-protein ligase E3C. The record is from RefSeq and is a predicted model, not a curated record. NCBI's taxonomy places the organism in Eukaryota, Metazoa, Arthropoda, Insecta, Coleoptera, Lampyridae. Gene Ontology annotation, biological process: ubiquitin-dependent protein catabolic process; protein polyubiquitination. The transcript has 10 exons. The coding region runs from base 157 to 3057 and encodes 966 amino acids. Gene Ontology annotation, molecular function: ubiquitin protein ligase activity; protein binding.
UGAACUAUAGUGAUGGUUUCCCUGGUCAUUACUUGUAACUUAUUUUGACUUUUCUAAAUAAAUUUUAUUUCUGAAUUAUCAACUUGUCAUAAGUAACUUAGGCAUGAGUUCAUUUUCUUAAUUUAAGUAACAUCUCGUAAAGGUUAAUAAACUACUAUGGCAAACAUGCCAUUUAAACUGUCCUACAGUUUUGAGGGUAACUAUCGAACGAGACCCGAACAGAAUUUAUCAGGUGAUGGUAGGAAAGAAACACGUGAUAGGCUGCUGAUGAGAGCUCACGAAGAAAGACAGAAACGACAGGAGCAAAGAUUAAAACUGAGUAGUACUGUCGUCAUUCAGGCAUUUAUGAGAAGCUACUUAGUACGACAGCGUGUCAAACAUGAGGAACGGUUGAAAUACGAUCAGCUCGAAAGCAAUUCGGAUUUCAAACAUUUACUGGGGAAAUUUUUGUUCUUUUACAAUCCGCACAUUGACGGCCAACGUUUGGUUAGGAUUUGUGAUAAACUUCUCCAAAAACGAACCGAAAUCUUGAAAGUUUUAGAUUUUGAUGAGUCAUUAUGUUGGUUGGUCCGCCGACUACUCUCUCUUUGUCUGGACGGUUUAAAAAACGAGCACCUUGUAAAAACUUCAAUGGAAUGUAUCAGAGUAUUUACAGCCGAUGCAACUUCAAGGGCGAAGGUUGAAGUGUGGCCGUACUUGGUGACGAAAGGAUAUUUUAGCCGACUGCGUGAGUUAUUGGACAAGGAUUAUGCAGGAGAUAUAAUGGAACUGAUUGAAAGGCCCUUUCGGUCUACCAUAUCUUUAUCACUAAUGCAAGUGAAUUUGUUGUUGUCCGAAUUUUGCAGCCAAUUCCUAUGUCCGAAGGUAUCCUCACAAGUUAAAACUAUUUUGAUUCCGUAUAUGCAAAAAUCUACAGUGUUUCCAUAUAAUGACCUGAUUAAGUUCUUAAAUACUAAUAAGAACUAUGAUGCGACCAAUAGCUUACUGUAUUGCAUUUUGGCAUUGGAACCAGUACUUUAUGGACCAUCCCAAGAUAGUAUUCAAGUUUUGGCCACCCUUACCUUAAAUUUGAACCAGCUGUCUGUCUUAGAAAAUAGCGAAGCAGAUGACAGUGACGAUGAAGCGAUGGAAGUUUCAACAGAACAAGUACAUCUGCAGGACUACAUUUACCUAUUUAACCACUCUGAAAGAGUGAAACGACUUAUUCUGUACAUCGACGAACACAACGACAAUGAAGAGUUAUUAAUGUCCGUCAUACAACUUUGCCAAAACUUGCUACUUGUAUAUAAGGAUGCCAUCAGAAAGUAUAUGUUGCUAUUUAUGUUAGCGCUAAACGGAAAUUUUUUAAACAAAAUAUGGGAUUUAAUAACGAAAGAUGAGGUGACUAUAAAACAAAUGAACAGUACUGCAUUUUCUGUGUGGAAAGAUAUACAUAAGGCGCUUUUGGUUUUUUGUGACAUGUUCACUUUCUACACCGAGACCUUGACCGACUCCGAAUCUUCGGAUACCAGUAUGACAUUCAAAAACUCAAAUUUGUCAUCGAUGGCUGACAUCUUGAAAAAUAUCGCGUUGAGCAUGAUCGACUUGGCGUUUCCAAUGUGUAGGUCAAGCGCGGUUUUACCAUCCCGGGAAUUACUUCACUUUUACAGUUCGUGUCUGAACUGCGUAAAGACACUGUUUACUCUCGAUUUACGCAAGAACUUCUGUAAAGCCGGUUUUUGGACACGACAAAAGAUCCACGUGUCACAAGACCUACCUAAAAAAAACUAUCUUUCAAAGACCAUUCGACCAUUUUAUGGCGUGGUAAGCGAGGAUGAAGACGAACAUUUACCCCCACUCUCAACAAUCGAACAAAGAUCGCUUGCAAUCCUUCAGCAGUUACCCUUCUUAAUUGAAUUUAAUGUACGAAUACUAUUACUGCGCGAGCUGUGUCGUUACAGUAUCGGAGAUAAUAUGAGAUUACAUCGAGAUUUCCUAAGUGAUAGCGUCAUUACAAUCAGAAGAAGGUAUUUGUACGAAGACGCGUUUGAAAAGUUGUCUUAUCAAAACGAAAUCGACUUACGACAUCGUAUUCGAAUACAAUUUAUUAACAAUGCUGGAUUGGAAGAGGCGGGGAUUGAUGGAGGGGGAAUAUUUAAGGAGUUUUUGAGCGAAGUACUGAAGACAUCUUUUGAUCCUACCCGCGGAUUCUUUUUAUUGACCAAUGACAACAUGCUGUACCCCAAUCCGAAUGUAGCAGUAUUAGUGGACAAUUUCACGGAUCACUAUUACUUUAUUGGACGACUGGUUGGAAAAGCAAUUUUUGAGAAUACUUUAGUCGAUUUACCGCUUGCCGAAUUUUUUCUUGUCAAGCUGUUGAUCGAUCGGGCAAGCGCUUACUAUCUGAAAUCGUUGGAUCCAAUUUUGUAUAGAAAUCUGCUUUAUCUUCGCGAGUACAGCGGGGAUGUGCAGGAUUUGGGUCUCGAUUUCACCACUGUGAAUAAUGAUUUGGGGGAGACAAAGGUGAUUGAAUUAAAACCAAAUGGAACGAACAUUUCCGUUACAAGUGACAACAGAUUGGAGUAUAUUCAUAGAUUAGCUAAUUUUAAGUUGAAUACCCAAAUCAAAAAGCAAUGCAAUGCAUUUCGGGAAGGUUUAGACAAUGUGGUUCCUUUGCUGUGGUUGCGAUUGUUCAAUCAUUUAGAACUUCAAGUCAUUAUCGGUGGUGACACACAAGAAAUGGACAUUGAUGAUUUGAAAGCCCAUACAUCCUAUGGAGGCGAAUUUACUCCGGAGCACUCCACAAUGAUUUUAUUUUGGAAGAUAGUUGAAAAAUUCACAGACACCCAGAAAAAACAACUGCUAAAAUUUGUAACAAGUUGCUCGCGUCCUCCUUUGUUAGGAUUUAAGGAACUCAAUCCGCCUUUCUGCAUACAAUCUUCUGGUAGUGAGAAUCGGAUGCCAACUGCUAGCACUUGUUUGAAUUUAUUGAAAUUACCAGUGAUAAAAGAAGAGCAAUUACUUAAAACGAAGUUACUGGCAGCAAUUGAACAACAAGCGGGAUUCGAGUUAUCAUAAGUUUUUGUUACAUUUUUUGGCGUUUGUAAAAAGUUUUUAUAUUCGCAAUAUAAUUUAUUUGUGUAUUUUUUUUA